AUGAAGAUCUAUACUGCUUUCCUCUAUACUUUCCUCGCCAUCACCACGCUAGGUGUUGCAAGCCCCACGGGCAACAGCGACAUUGCCGCCGACAAUGUCACCCCCGCUGAUGCUGGGGUCCCGAACGUUUUCGAGAAGCGUAGGGGCUGCAGCGGUGACAGGAAAGACACGGACGUGUGUGGUGGGAAGAAGCUCGCAGAACAGAACUCCUUCCAUAACUGUUCCAGCAAAAACAACGGCAAGUGUUGCGCCAAGAAUAAAGAUGGAUCCGGAGGAAUCGAUGUGAACAAGGGAGGUGGUGAGAACUGUGGCUAUUGCUUCAGCGGCAAAUGCUCUGGCUGA
Messenger RNA from Aspergillus alliaceus, 342 nucleotides. RefSeq lists its product as uncharacterized. The coding region runs from base 1 to 342 and encodes 113 amino acids. The record is from RefSeq and is a predicted model, not a curated record. NCBI's taxonomy places the organism in Eukaryota, Fungi, Ascomycota, Eurotiomycetes, Eurotiales, Aspergillaceae. The transcript has 2 exons.